GAGAGAGAGAGAGAGAGAGAGAGAGAGAGAGAGAAUGGGCAUUUUAUUGUUGACUCUGUUAAUAGUCUUGGGGACUGUGUUGCUGAGGGCUGCCUACAAUACCAUCUCCUGUUACUGGCUAACUCCUAGAAGAAUCAAGAAAAUAAUGGAAAAGCAAGGAGUGCGUGGCCCCAAACCACGCUUUCUAGUUGGAAACAUCAUGGACAUGGCAGCUCUCGUCUCCAAAUCAACCUCCACAGAUAUGGACUCCAUUAGCCAUGACACCGUGGGCCGCCUUUUGCCGCAUUUCGUGGCCUGGUCCAAGCAAUACGGGAAGAGGUUCAUAUACUGGAAUGGGCCAGAGCCACGGAUGUGCUUGACGGAGACUGAAUUGAUCAAAGAGCUGCUGACAAAGUACAACAUGAUCUCUGGGAAGUCAUGGCUGCAGCAGCAGGGGUCGAAGCAUUUCAUCGGGCGUGGGCUGCUGAUGGCGAACGGGGACGACUGGUACCACCAGCGCCACAUCGUGGCUCCGGCGUUUAUGGGGGACAAGCUGAAGGGGUAUGCGGGGUACAUGAUGGAAUGCACUACCCAGAUGCUCCAAUCACUCCAAAAUGCAGUAGAAUCUGGGCAGACCGAGUUCGAGAUUGGCGAAUACAUGACUCGUCUCACCGCUGAUAUCAUUUCCAAGACAGAAUUUGAUAGCAGCUAUGAGAAGGGAAAGCAAAUAUUCCAUCUUCUCACUGAGUUGCAAAAUCUUUGUGCUCAAGCCAGCAAGCACUUCUGCCUUCCUGGGAGUCGGUAUUUUCCUAGUAAAUACAACAGAGAGAUUAAAGCGCUGAAGACGGAGGUGGAGAGACUGUUGAUGGAGAUCAUACAGAGCCGAAAGGACUGUGUAGAGAUUGGCAGGAGCAGUUCUUACGGAAAUGAUUUACUGGGCUUGCUGCUGAAUGAGAUGCAGAAGAAGAGAGGGAGUGGGUUCAGCCUAAACCUCCAACUCAUCAUGGAUGAAUGCAAAACCUUCUUCUUUGCCGGCCAUGAAACCACUGCUCUCCUACUCACCUGGACCUCCAUGCUCCUUGCUAGCAACCCCACUUGGCAAGACAAGGUUCGCGCCCAGGUGGCCGAGGUCUGCAAUGGUGAAACUCCCUCUGUUGAUCAUCUUUCCAAGCUCACCUUGCUAAACAUGGUAAUCAAUGAAUCAAUGCGGCUGUACCCACCGGCCACCGUCCUACCACGGAUGGCCUUCGAAGACAUCAAACUAGGGGACCUCCACAUCCCAAAGGGACUCUCCAUAUGGAUCCCAGUGCUGGCAAUCCACCACAGCGAGGAAUUAUGGGGUAAAGACGCAAAUGAGUUCAAUCCAGACCGGUUUGCCGGAAAGAUGUUUGCCCCAGGUCGCCAUUUCAUCCCCUUUGCUGCUGGCCCCCGGAAUUGCGUUGGCCAGUCCUUUGCCAUGAUGGAAGCUAAGAUCAUUCUAGCCAUGCUAGUCUCCCGGUUUAGCUUUACAAUCUCACAGAAUUACCGGCAUGCCCCCGUCAUCAUCCUCACCAUAAAGCCCAAAUAUGGAGUUCAAAUCUGUUUGAAGCCCUUGAAACCAUGAUCAGGAUCAAUUCAGGACACUGCAUUAGGUUGCAGUCUGGAUUUUCCCUUUUUUUUAUAUUAAGCCAUUCAUGGAGCCAAGAAUAAUACUCCUUUUGUUAUGCUACUUGUGGUGAGGUGACUCUUGUAAGCAUUAAAGAAAAACCAACGAUAUAAUACAAUGAGAAAACCCCAGACUGACUUUUUCCUCUUUA
Messenger RNA from Vitis riparia (riverbank grape), 1775 nucleotides. RefSeq names its product cytokinin hydroxylase. Lineage: Eukaryota; Viridiplantae; Streptophyta; Magnoliopsida; Vitales; Vitaceae. Gene Ontology annotation, molecular function: monooxygenase activity; heme binding; oxidoreductase activity, acting on paired donors, with incorporation or reduction of molecular oxygen. The record is from RefSeq and is a predicted model, not a curated record. The coding region runs from base 35 to 1582 and encodes 515 amino acids. The transcript has 5 exons.